This is a messenger RNA of Huiozyma naganishii CBS 8797, 561 nucleotides long. It is a transcript of the gene PTH2, whose product is annotated as aminoacyl-tRNA hydrolase. The coding region runs from base 1 to 561 and encodes 186 amino acids. Gene Ontology annotation, cellular component: cytosol; mitochondrion. NCBI's taxonomy places the organism in Eukaryota, Fungi, Ascomycota, Saccharomycetes, Saccharomycetales, Saccharomycetaceae. Gene Ontology annotation, molecular function: peptidyl-tRNA hydrolase activity. The record is from RefSeq and is a predicted model, not a curated record. The transcript has a single exon.
AUGCUCGCUGGAGGGAAUUCCGGGGUGCCGCUGCUGUUUGGGGUUGCUGCCGUGUCGUUGGCGACCGGGUUUUACAUUGGCCAGUCCGUAACGGGUCCCGCUCCCGUUGCAGACCUCGAAGACGAUGAGGAGUCCGAGGAGGAAGAAGAGGAGUACGCAGUGGACUCUCGGGAGCUGAACGAGGUGCCAGGGGAGGUGCGGAUGGCGUUAGUCGUGCGGCAGGACCUGGGCAUGCAGCGCGGGAAGAUCGCCGCACAGUGCUGCCACGCAGCGGUCGCUUGCUACCGACUCAUCGCGGCAGACCCGGCUCGGGAGUCGUAUAACCCGCAACUGCUAAACCGCUGGCUGCGUGGUGGACAGGCGAAGAUUACGCUCAAGUGCCCAGAUAAGGGCUCCCUCGACGAACUGUACGCUGCGGCCAUUGCGCUCGGUGUGAACGCCAGUGUCGUCCACGACGCCGGAAGGACGCAGAUCGCUGCAGGGUCUGCCACCGUUCUGGGUCUGGGACCGGCCCCUAAGAGUGUGCUUGAUCAGAUCACUGGAGACCUGAAAUUGUACUGA